This is a messenger RNA of Symbiodinium sp. CCMP2456, 644 nucleotides long. The record is from the annotation of a GenBank genome assembly. NCBI's taxonomy places the organism in Eukaryota, Dinophyceae, Suessiales, Symbiodiniaceae.
AUGUUGCAGAUUUGGCGCUUGAGGGUAGCGAAUUCCUGGCUCAUGGCGCAAGAUGGCGAGGGCUGUGCCGGCGCCGGCGUGGACGCGGCUCGAACAGAUCCUUCGAUGUGGAUGCGUACAUUGAGCGACCUGCCUUGCACAAGCUUUGGCGAAAGGCGUCUCGUGGACAUUACUCUUCCCGGCUCACAUGAUGCAGGGGCCUUCUGGUUGGAAGAUCGUGCUGCAAGCUGCGGUGCGCGAUGCCAUGCUUGUGCGCUUGCCCCAAGCUACGCGCGACGAUGGGGCCUGGCGCAAGGAGGAGAUAUUCUCAGCCAGCUUCGCAAUGGUGUGCGCUUUCUGGAUCUGCGGCUCACCGUGGACGAUGCUGUGGCGGGUUGCGACGAGGUCAGCAACGUCACCGGAGCAUGCUGGAAGGUCCACCAUUGUCUUCUGGGAGUUCCAGUUGCUAAUGUUACUGCAGACCUGCGCCGAUUUCUGGAGGACGACGAACAAGAUGCGCAGCGGCAGGGAGAGCUCGUGAUCGUGAGGGCCAAGCUUCAAUACUUUGAGACCACCUACUAUUUUUCCGGCUCCGAUCGUGCGCUGACGAGGGCGCGCCUCGAAGCGCUUCGGGCCGCGCUGGAGGAGGAGUUGCUGCCCUUUCU